Molecule: messenger RNA, 1902 nt
Organism: Meriones unguiculatus (Mongolian gerbil)
Lineage: Eukaryota; Metazoa; Chordata; Mammalia; Rodentia; Muridae
Gene: Lsr
Product: lipolysis stimulated lipoprotein receptor
Exons: 10
Coding region: 41-1813 (590 amino acids)
Biological process (GO): tricellular tight junction assembly; establishment of blood-brain barrier
Cellular component (GO): plasma membrane; tricellular tight junction
Source: RefSeq, a predicted model, not a curated record
GGAGGGGACGCGCGGGCCCCGUCGCUGCUGGACGGCCGCGAUGGCGCCGGCGGCCGGCGCGUGGGCUGGGGCGCCCGGCUCCCGCCCGGCCACUGUGGCCUUCGUGUGGCUCCUUCUCAUCGCGUGCUGCCCAGACCCUGCCAGCGCCGUGCAGGUGACCGUGUCUGACCCCUACCACGUAGUGAUCCUGUUCCAGCCCGUGACGCUGCCCUGCACCUACCAGAUGAGCAGCACGCUCAGCGUCCCCAUCGUCAUCUGGAAGUACAAGUCCUUCUGCCGGGACCGCGUUGCCGACGCCUUCUCCCCGGCCAGCGUGGACAACCAGAUCAAUGCCCAGCUGGCAGCGGGCAACCCCGGCUACAACCCCUACGUGGAGUGCCAGGACAGCGUGCGCACCGUCAGGGUGGUGGCCACCAAGCAGGGCAACGCCGUGACCCUGGGAGACCACUACCAAGGCCGGAGGAUCACCAUUACCGGAAAUGCUGACCUGACCUUCGAGCAGACAGCCUGGGGGGACAGUGGGGUGUAUUACUGCUCCGUGGUCUCAGCCCAGGAUCUGGGCGGCAACAACGAAGCGUAUGCAGAGCUCAUUGUCCUUGGCAGGACCUCAGAGGCCCCUGAGCUCCUACCUGGUUUUCGGGCGGGGCCCUUGGAAGACUGGCUCUUUGUGGUGGUGGUCUGCCUGGCAGGCCUCCUCCUUUUCCUCCUCCUGGGCAUCUGCUGGUGCCAGUGCUGUCCACACACCUGCUGCUGCUACGUCAGAUGUCCCUGCUGCCCAGACAAGUGCUGUUGCCCCGAGGCCCUUUAUGCUGCCGGCAAAGCGGCCACCUCGGGCGCCCCCAGCAUCUAUGGGCCCAGCAUCUACACCCACCUCUCUCCUGCCAAGACCCCUCCACCACCGCCUGCCAUGAUUCCCAUGGGUCCUACCUACGGGUACCCUGGAGACUUCAACAGGAACAGCUCAGUUGGUGGCCACAGCUCUCAGGUACCGCUCAUGAGUGACGUGGACGGCAGUGUCUCUUCAGAAGUGCGAAGUGGCUACAGGAUCCGGGCUAGCCAGCAGGAUGACUCCAUGAGGGUCCUAUACUACAUGGAGAAGGAGCUAGCCAACUUUGACCCUUCCCGGCCUGGCCCUCCCAAUGGCCGAGUGGAGCGGGCCAUGAGUGAGGUCACCUCCCUCCAUGAAGAUGACUGGCGAUCCCGGCCUUCCAGGCCUCCCGCCCUUACCCCCAUCAGGGAUGAGGAGUGGAGUCGCCACUCGCCCAGGAGUCCCAGGCCAUGGGAGCAGGAACCCGUUCAAGGACAACCAAGGGGUGGCUGGGGGUCCGGGCGGCCGCGAGCCCGCUCCGUGGACGCUCUGGAUGACAUCAACCGGCCUGGCUCCACUGAAUCCGGACGGUCUUCUCCCCCAAGUAGUGGAAGGAAGGGACGGGCCUAUGCACCUCCCAGAAGUCGCAGCCGGGAUGACCUCGAUGAUCCCCGGGAUUUGCCACAUUCCCGAGACCCCCACUACUACGACGACUUCAGGCCUAGGGAUCGGCGUGCUGACCCCAGGUCCCGUCAGCGACCCCGCGAUCCCCGGGAUGCUGGCUUCAGGUCACGGGACCCUCAGUAUGACGGGCGACUCUUAGAAGAGGCCUUAAAGAAAAAGGGGUCUGGGGAGAGGAGACUCUACCGGGAGGAGGAGGAGGAGGAGGAAGAGGACAACUAUCCGCCAGCGCCUCCGCCUUACUCAGAGACUGAGUCCCAGGCCUCCAGGGAGCGGCGGAUGAAAAAGAAUUUGGCCCUGAGUCGGGAAAGUUUAGUCGUCUGAUCCCACGUUUUGUAUGUAGCUUUUUUUUUUUUUACUUGGAAUAUUGAUGGAACUGUUCACCGAGUCUAAUAAAAUACCUAAUCACACGA